GUGUCUGGUGCUCUGUUCGAGGGGGUGCCGGAUGACGUGCUCGAGGGGCCUGGGGUGAACAUCUUGGCCUCGAAGGUCCUCGUGGCCGCCGACAUCUUGGAGCUGGAAGUGGGGGCCCUAGGGUUCGCCGCAAAGCACCCCUUCAGGGUCCUGGAGCCUUUCAACUCCUUGGUGGUCAUCUUGUUUGACAACCUGCCGCUCGCGUUGGCGGCCUGCAAGGCAGCUUCGCGGCGGCAAGCCCGCGGCCGUGCGAGAAUCAUGUCGAAAACUGGGAAGCUGAAGCGCGUGGCUGCUGCCAGCCGCAUCUCGGCGCAGAGGGGGGCCGCGGGGAACCUCGGCAAGCCUGGCGGCGACGCCGAGCGCGGC
Molecule: messenger RNA, 366 nt
Organism: Prorocentrum cordatum
Lineage: Eukaryota; Dinophyceae; Prorocentrales; Prorocentraceae
Source: the annotation of a GenBank genome assembly